CAUCACAACAGAAAACAAUUAGUUUCCUAAUCUCAAGACUCUUAUUCUCCAAUAUCAAAUAAGAAGAUAUAUAUUAUAUAUACAAGAUCUUGAAUUAACUUAGAAGAUCCAACCAACAAUGGCGAAUGCAAGCGAUGAGUUCAGACUUACAUCUUCCGGCAUCGAUCAUGAAGGCCGGCUCCCAAGAAAAUACACAUCCGAAGGUCAAGGUACACAGAGAGAUAUUUCGCCGCCGUUAGAAUGGUACAACAUUCCUAGUGGGACGAAAACAUUAGCACUGGUGGCGGAGGAUAUCGACGCACCGGACCCAAAUGGUCCGCUGGUUCCGUGGACUUUGUGGGUGGUGAUCAAUAUACCACCAACCUUGAAAGGGUUGCCGGAGGGAUUUUCCGGCAAAGAGGAGGAGAAGGGUGGCGAUUUUGCUAAUAUCAAGGAAGGGAACAAUGAUUUCAAGCUACCAGGAUGGCGUAGCCCAAAGUUGCCGACGUUUGGACAUCGGUUUGAGUUCAAGCUUUAUGCGUUGGAUGAUGAAAUCGAUUUGGGAAAUAAGGUGACCAAAGAGAAGCUGGUGGAGGCCAUUGAUGGUCAUGUGCUUGGGGAAGCCGUUCUUACAGCAAUCCAUUGAACAGCAGAGUUUCGUCGUUUUUAAUGAAUCUUGAAUAAUGCAUACUUGCUUUCGAUUUUGUACGGGAAUUUUCUUUGUUGCCAUCGUCUAUAGAAAUAUCAAAUACAUAUGUUUUCUUUUUGGAUAAACAGGACAAAAACCACU
Messenger RNA from Lactuca virosa, 769 nucleotides. The record is from the annotation of a GenBank genome assembly. NCBI's taxonomy places the organism in Eukaryota, Viridiplantae, Streptophyta, Magnoliopsida, Asterales, Asteraceae.